Molecule: messenger RNA, 1552 nt
Organism: Hermetia illucens (black soldier fly)
Lineage: Eukaryota; Metazoa; Arthropoda; Insecta; Diptera; Stratiomyidae
Gene: Coq6
Product: ubiquinone biosynthesis monooxygenase COQ6, mitochondrial
Exons: 9
Coding region: 51-1445 (464 amino acids)
Biological process (GO): ubiquinone biosynthetic process
Cellular component (GO): mitochondrion
Molecular function (GO): 2-octaprenyl-6-methoxyphenol hydroxylase activity; FAD binding; oxidoreductase activity, acting on paired donors, with incorporation or reduction of molecular oxygen, NAD(P)H as one donor, and incorporation of one atom of oxygen
Source: RefSeq, a predicted model, not a curated record
GGAUAAUUCAAGCAAACAGCUGAUUGUCAAAUUGUAAGAAACGCCUCAAGAUGCUCAGGUUGCCGGUAUCUAGAAUUUCCAGCUGUAAAGUAACAAAAAUCGUUAGUGUAACAUUCGCCCGGGGAGUCCAAACUACUAGUGGUGAUACUUUGGGUGAGAAACCGAAAUCGAGACACUAUGACAUCAUCAUUGCAGGCGGUGGACUAGUGGGAACUACCCUAGCAUGCUCUCUAGGAAAGAACAAAAUCCUAGGAGAGAAGAACAUCCUGCUGCUUGAGGGUGGCCCUAAAUUCAAAGGAUUCAGUGGCGGGGAAUAUGCAAAUCGGGUGUCAGCUUUGAACAAUGGAACUAUCAACUUGUUCAAGUCUAUUGGGGCAUGGGACACUAUCGCUUCUGCACGAUAUAAACCUGUUAAGCAAAUGCAUGUUUGGGAUGCAUCCUCUCAUGCUUCGAUUACAUUCAACCAUGAUAACUUUUCCGCUGAUAUUGCGACUAUCAUAGAAAACGACUUAGUCCUUCAUGCGGUCUAUGAGCAGCUGCAGAAGACACCUAACGUCGAAGUGAAAUAUGAAGCGAGAAUAGAAGAUGUUAAGCUGCCUGGAAGUGGUGCAAACAAAAGUGAAAUAGCGAUGAAAGGAGGAGACAAGCUCACAUGCGACUUAUUGGUUGGAGCUGAUGGCAUAAAUUCCUUAGUACGAAAACGUAUGAAUAUUGAACCGUUCACUAUCAACUACAACCAAAUGGGCCUUGUUGCGACGGUGGAGCUUUCUGAUAGUGGCGACAAUUCAGUUGCUUGGCAACGUUUUUUGCCAACAGGACCUGUAGCUUUAUUACCACUCAAUGAUACAACGAGCUCCUUGGUUUGGACACAUACACCGGCACAAGCUAAAGAACUUCAAUCGAUGCCGCCUCAAGAGUUUGUAGAUGCUUUAAAUGAUGCUUUUUACAAAGAUUAUCCAAAAGAUACAAUGACAACAAAUCUAAUGGAUACAUUGAGCACAUUUUGUUCAGCUAAGACAAUUCGACAAUAUCCUCCAGCUAUAGUAGCGGUAAAAGACAAAUCGCGUGCGUGUUUCCCAUUAGGAUUUGGUCAUGCUCCUUCCUAUGUAGCUCAAGGAGCUGCUUUAGUUGGGGACGCAGCUCACCGGGUCCAUCCACUGGCUGGUCAGGGUGUCAAUUUAGGUUUCGGUGAUGUUAAAUGUUUGACCCAAGUUCUAGCUGAUGCUGUUUAUAGUGGUUAUCCAAUAGGCGACAAAAAUGCGUUGCUGAAAUAUGAACGAGAACGAUUAAUGAAAAAUGUGCCAAUUAUGUUUGGUAUUCAUGGAUUGCAGCAGCUAUAUAGUACCACCUUUAGUCCUGUAGUUAUGUUGCGAAGCCUUGGAUUACAAAUAACACAAAAUUUACCUCCAUUGAAGAAAAUAUUCAUGCAACAAGCGAUGGGAUAAAGUAACAGCUCUAGUUGCAUCACAAUUAUUUGGGGAAAUAAAGAUAUAUGAGGUUUAAGAUUCUAUUUUUGUUAACGAUUAAAUAGAUUUUGGUAUAUUCUGAACAA